AUGGGUCCACGUAUGGAUAUAGCUUAUGGGAAGUCUAUUACAAAGCUUCACUAUGAUAAAUCUGAUACAGUGAAUGUCCUGACACAUACAGAAUCUCCUGUCCUUUCAUCCACAAAGCUUAACAAUACCAAAAUGGUGAAACAUCAAGAUGAAGCUUUAGUUUGUGAGGAGGAAGGUGCUCUGUGGGACAUAUUCAGGAGGCAAGAUAUACCUAAAUUAGAGACAUAUCUUAGGAAUCACUCGAGUGACCUUAUGCAUGCUGAUUGUCUUGCAUUUGACAAGAUUGUUCACCCUAUACAUGAUCGGAUAUUUUACCUGAACACUGAACAUAAAAGGAAGCUGAAAGAGGAAUUGGGAAUCGAACCAUGGAGCUUCAAACAAAAGUUGGGUGAUGCUGUUUUUAUUCCAGCUGGUUGUCCGUAUCAAGUUAGAAACUUGAAGUCAAGUACAAAGAUUGAACUCAACUUUGUUUCACCUGAGAGUCUUGGUGAAUGCAUCCGCUUACAACACGAACUCCGUAUGCUUCCCAACAAUCACAGGGACAAACAAAAUAAGCUAAAUAUUGGGAAAAUGAUGCUAUAUGCAUUAGACCAUGCUAUGAUGGAUUUGGCAGGUGUUAGUGAUUCAAACGACCCCAUUGAUGAUCUGAAGGUACCUGAGACUUCAAACGAUGAUCAUGCAAAUAAUUUCAAUAAUAGCAAUGGUUGGGUGAAUGAUACUGAGAGCGGUGACAAUUCUGACCAGAUCAGCAAUACCGAUCAUACAGUUGAUCAUGCUCAUGAAGCUUCUAGAACAUUGAUGCCUGAUGAAGGAUUGUGGCGGGGGAAUGCUGUUGGGCUGGAGGUGAAAAAGCUACUGGAGGCUGUUGAGCACCAAUACCCAGACACAUUUCAAGGGGUUCAAAUUCGAGCAAAAGAAAUGUGGAUUUCCAUUUUGAAAGAAUUCCAUGUGGUCAUCAAAAGUUUUCUGGAAACAUCCGUUGCUGAACUGGCGGAGGACCGGUUAGCUACCCUUCGGGAGGAUCUCAAAGAAUUUGAGAGGUUUGGUUUUGAUCUGUCGUGGGCCCACAAGAGGAUAGACAUGGUUGAGAAGCUUAAGUUUGGAAACGAGCCUUUACAACAAGAGUUGAUGGCGUUGAAAGAAUCGUUAGAGCCACUGAAGGAAAGGUUAGGUGGGAGAUGGAAACAGUUUGUAGAAGCUCAGGAGAUGUUGAAGGUGGCUCAGUUAGAGUAUGAUAAUGCUUCAGAAGCUCUGAAGAAGAAGGCACGGGAGGUGGCACACAAAUUUGGUGAUGAAUAUGAUCAGGUAUUGAAGGGCCAUCUUGGUUUCGGUAUGUUGCAAGGCUACUAA
This is a messenger RNA of Lactuca virosa, 1350 nucleotides long. Lineage: Eukaryota; Viridiplantae; Streptophyta; Magnoliopsida; Asterales; Asteraceae. The record is from the annotation of a GenBank genome assembly.